AGUAUCGAUACACUGCCUGCCGGAGCAAACAGCGAAUGAUUUUUAUACUUUUUAAUAAAUAUAACAACCUAAACAAAUUAUAUUGAACUUUAAAUAUGUCUGACGGCGAUUUAGAUGCAUUGCGCGCACAGCGCAUGGCUCAAUUAAGUGGCGGCGCCGGCAACAAUGCUGAAAAACAACAGGCUCAGCAGGAGCAAAUGCGCGCCCAGGAAGAAAUGAAGCACUCAAUACUCUCCCAAGUGCUCGACCAGCAGGCGCGCGCACGACUCAACACACUGAAAGUGAGCAAACCAGACAAAGCACAAAUGUUCGAGAACAUGGUCAUACGCAUGGCCCAAAUGGGCCAAGUGCGAGGUAAACUGGAUGAUGCACAAUUCGUGAGCAUCCUAGAGAGCGUCAAUGCCCAAAUGCCACAGAGCAAAUCCACUGUGAAGUACGAUAGACGCCGUGCAGCCAUAGACAGCGACGACGACGAAGACUAUGGUUGCUGAUUUUUGCUUAAAUGGAGUUGAAUUGCUUAAGUUUUCCUUUUCCAGGCAACAAAAUUCGAAUUCAAAAACAGAUGUGCUUUAGAGAAUCCGCUAAUUUUAACAACUAUGUUUAUUAAAUGAAGAAAAAAGAGAGAGUACAGUGGA
Molecule: messenger RNA, 635 nt
Organism: Drosophila hydei
Lineage: Eukaryota; Metazoa; Arthropoda; Insecta; Diptera; Drosophilidae
Gene: PDCD-5
Product: programmed cell death protein 5
Exons: 3
Coding region: 96-491 (131 amino acids)
Cellular component (GO): cytosol; nucleus
Molecular function (GO): DNA binding
Source: RefSeq, a predicted model, not a curated record